CUGAUGGUUCUUAUCAGAUUCUAGAAUUUUAUCUCUUCAAUAAAUUUUUCUUUUCCUUUUUUAAAACUCAUUCUUGUUCUUAUUAUUCUCUUUCUCUCUCUUUACACAAAACAAAACAUACACUCUGUCUUUCUCUCUCUUCUCACUUCAGUUUUCAUGGUGUUUCUCUGAAUAAAUAUUGAUUGUUGAGAUAAGUGGUUCUUGGAAUAUUUUUUGUGGGAUUUUUUGAGGUUUUUAAGGAGAAAGGAGAAAAAGAAGAGGGACGAGAUUUUCGAUGUCGAGUGUAGGAAACACACACUGGUGUUAUCAAUGCAGACAGCCAAUUCGCCCUCGAAGCCGGGGCACAGUUUGCCCCUAUUGUGAUGGAGGGUUUGUGCAAGAGUUGGAGGAGUUAAGUGGUGGUCCUGGUGGUCCUGGAGGUCCUGGUGGAUAUAGUGCACCUACAACUUAUGGUUCAAGAGAUGGUCCUGAUCAAUUGUAUGGAAUUAUGGAAGCUUUAGAUUCUUUGAUGUUACGGAAUAAUCCCGAGCAUAGGUUAGGGUUAAUGGAAGCUUUAGAUGCUUUUAUGGGACAAAGAAGGAGAUAUGGUAUGGAUGCGGAUCGUAGCCCUUGGUUGAUUUUUCAGGGGCAAAUGCCUGGAAGGGUGCCAAUGCCUAGAAAUGGUGGUUUUGAGAUGUUUUUCAAUGGAAACCCGGGAAUAGGUCUCAGUCGGGGAAAUAAUGGUGAUGUGUUUGUUGGUCCGGGCCUUCAGGAGUUGAUUGAGCAGCUAAUGGUUGAUCGACAGGGCCCACCACCAGCUCCUCGAACAGCGAUUGAUGCAAUGCCCACCAUUAAAAUCACUCGGGCGCACAUGCAGACUGAUUCUCAUUGCCCAGUUUGUAAAGAGCAGUUCGAGUUGGGAACUGAAGCAAGACAAAUGCCUUGCAACCAUAUGUAUCAUUCUGAUUGUAUUAUCCCGUGGUUGGUCCAGCAUAAUUCUUGCCCUGUUUGCCGCCAUGAGUUAGGAUCGAGUACUUCAAGUUGUAGACAGAACUCUAGCGCCGGGAGCAGAAGAAGUUCUAGUAGCAACACAAGAGAGCGAGGAGGUAGUGAUCAGAGUUCAAGCCGGAGGAAUCCAUUUUCUUUUCUGUGGCCUUUUCGAUCAUCAAACAGUAGCAGCAGCCGUGAGUAUGUAGGAACUAGUGCAAGCAAUCCACCACCAACUACUGUUCGCGGAGAGAAUCAUGAGAUGAACUACUCUGGCUGGCCUUUUGAUUACUAGGUUAUGUAUGAGUGUCAUUACUCAUCGGCAGUUACUUGAAUUUCUUACUGCUUUUGCUUGCAUGCAUGGCUUAGGGAUCAAUUUGGCUAUCUUAAGUGAAUUUUCGUAAAUAUGUUGGAAUGGAACAAAAGUUGUCUCAGACAAUGGUUAUGUUUUUGGUCCUAAAAUUCAAGAACUUAACCGAUUUCUGGCUUUUUUUCUUCUUUUAAUACAUUCUGUUUUUGGAGUAAUGAAUCAUGUAGAUAUGUAUUAUUCAGCUAA
Messenger RNA from Beta vulgaris subsp. vulgaris (sugar beet), 1522 nucleotides. Its product is annotated as probable E3 ubiquitin-protein ligase RHC1A. Bases 275 to 1261 code for a protein of 328 amino acids. Lineage: Eukaryota; Viridiplantae; Streptophyta; Magnoliopsida; Caryophyllales; Amaranthaceae. The transcript is spliced from 2 exons. Gene Ontology annotation, molecular function: ubiquitin protein ligase activity. Gene Ontology annotation, biological process: protein ubiquitination. Gene Ontology annotation, cellular component: cytoplasm. The record is from RefSeq and is a predicted model, not a curated record.